Paraglomus occultum is the source of this 159-nucleotide messenger RNA. Lineage: Eukaryota; Fungi; Glomeromycota; Glomeromycetes; Paraglomerales; Paraglomeraceae. The record is from the annotation of a GenBank genome assembly.
CGUUGCGAACAAGCUGCUAAGCUUGGCGGUCCGCUGUGUUUAUCCAGACACAGCCAUAAUAAUAAGGAAAGCAAUUAUAAUGGUUUGGGACUGAAGAGGCCGUGUGACGCAAAAUUGCUAUCAUGUAAAAUCACCGAUAACGAUAAGUGCUCGAAUGAU